Molecule: messenger RNA, 591 nt
Organism: Aureococcus anophagefferens
Lineage: Eukaryota; Pelagophyceae; Pelagomonadales; Pelagomonadaceae
Exons: 2
Coding region: 1-591 (196 amino acids)
Cellular component (GO): cytoplasm; membrane
Source: RefSeq, a predicted model, not a curated record
AUGAACGUUCAGGCCUUUGGUCGCGCCGUCCAGGCCUUUGGUCGCGAGCACCCCUUCCUCUUCGGCAGCGGCGGCGCGUGCGUCAAAACGGCGACCUGCGACGUCCUCGUGCAGUGCAAGGUCGAGGGUCGCGACACCAUCGACGCGAAGCGCACGGCCGUGUUCUCGACCUUCGGCUUCCUGUUCCUGGGCUGCUGGCAAUACACGCUCUUCGUCAAGAUCUUUCCGCGCGUGUUCCCGAACGUCGAGCGCUUCGCCGCGGCGCCGCUGCGCGACAAGCUGCGAGACGCCGCCGGGCUGCGCGCCGUCGCGGGCCAAGUCGCCAUCGAGAAUCUCGGCAACAACUGCAUCCUCUACUUCUCCUGCUUCUACACGGUCCAGACGCUCUACGACGGCGGCGCGCCGCUCGACGGGCUGCGCAAGUUCCGGCGGAACUUCGCCGAGGACGUCCCGUCGAUCCUCGCGCUCUGGGUGCCCGUGCAGACCGUCAACUUCGCCUUCUCGCCCCUCUGGCUGCGCGUGCCCGUCACGACGGCCGCGUCCUUCUUCUGGACGUCCUUCGUCUCGUUCUCGCGGGGGAAUAACGGCUAG